AUGCUUGUCGAGAGCGAUGCGACCAUCCCGAGGCGAUCUCUUGGUGGGGCCAUUGUGGGAGAAUCUGCUUCAUCCGAUGUGGUGUCAAAGAAACGUAUUGUCGUAGAGUUGCCUAUGAUAGAUGAUGCCCUAAGAGUGAGUGGGAACGAGUGUGAUUGUCUUGAGGCGGCCUCUCGAUGGGGCCGCUGUGGGAGAAUCUACACUUCUAGCUCCGGACAUGAGCUUGAAAAAGCACUUUGA
Messenger RNA from Dovyalis caffra, 240 nucleotides. The record is from the annotation of a GenBank genome assembly. NCBI's taxonomy places the organism in Eukaryota, Viridiplantae, Streptophyta, Magnoliopsida, Malpighiales, Salicaceae.